UUCAGUUUCACGAUUCAAACGAGUAGUUUCUCACUGACAUAAGGACCUUACGAGCAGUUUCCCUAUUUCGGGUUGCUUUGGAAUUUCGGUCUUACAGUGACUUUAGUGUCUUUCUACCUUGCGCCGUAAAGCUUGAUUUGCUUAUUAGAUCUAGAAAGGCAGACCAGCGAUUUUAGUACGAGACAAUUAGCAAGAAAGUUACUUAGCGAGCAUUUUACAUUUGUUUAGUGUGUCCGUCGUUCCGCAAUCGUUCUUUCUCAUGUUGCUUUUGUAGUCCACUGUACAGCAGCACGAUGAAUCCUGGCUUUAAUCAACCCCCGCAUCAGAGACCGCCUAGAGCUCAGUGGGAUGGGAGAAUUGACAGCACGACUCCGCUUCCUGGUGCCGGGAAUGCUGCGAGCAGUUUAGGUUUCAACGGAACCACAGACCCUAAUAUCCCUUGGACGGGAGGAAGUAACUUUAAUCUUUCCUACCAGGGAACGUCGAACCUCGAUACCCCACUAGGCCCUCGAGCAGGUUCCGGUAGUUUCGCGACGAACAGCACGUCAGAGGUUGGAGUGCCAGGCGUUAGUGGUUUAAUUCCGGGGAGUUACACUUUAACCCCGUUUCAGGGUGAUAGACCUGUCAGCAGCAUUUAUCAGGCCAACCCGGAGGCUUUGCCGUUACAGCACGUCCCAGUGCAACGGAGCAGCCAAUCCCAGAUCGCCUCGUUACCAGCCAUGGAUUCUUUCGCGAUUGCAGGCCCUCCGGCGAUUCCGCUAGGUCAAGAGAGUGUUCAGACAGGCUUUGACGGUUCUAGUGCUAACUUUGGUGGACUUCAGGAUUCAGGAGUGGGAGGUUUUAAUCCGAUUGAAGGAGGCCCCGAGUUCAACCUCUAUAACGGGGACGGAAUCGACAAUCAGUCUCAGCCCGAAAAUAGCAUCUUUGAGCAUGACGCUGUUUUCAUGGUCAACAUGUUCCUGGGCGGGGGAGGCGGUAUGGAUGGAGAGAAUGGAGCGGGUGCCGAGGCUGUUGGUUUGGAAGAUGGAAUGUUUGCUUUGGCCGAGCCUCUUCUUCCAGGGUUUCCAGGGUUGGAAGGCUCGGGAUUUGAGCCACCGGAAGGAGUCGGUUUCAGGUUGGAGGAGCAGGGGGGCAUGGUUCCAGGGCCGAACCAGGUUCCCUCCUUUGACUCACAUGGUGGCACUCAGCAAAGGGUUUCGGAUUUUGAUGAGAAAACGGGGCAACUUGUAACGGGAUCACGGACGCUGGUGGGAGUGGGCGAGACAUGGGGUGAAGUGGAACAGAGGGAAGGGAGGCGGGAUGCAAGAGCUGAAAGGGAGCAGCAAAUUGAGUUGGAGCAACAGCGGCAGAGAGAGCUGGAGCAACAAGAGCAGCAGAGGAGGCUGGAGCAGCAGAAGGAGUUGGAGAAACAGGAGCAGCAGAGGAGGCUGGAGCAGCAAAGGGAGGUGGAGAAACAUGAGCAGCAGAGGAGGCUGGAGCAGCAAAGGGAGGUGGAGAAACAUGAGCAGCAGAGGAAGCUGCAGGAGCAAAGGGAGUUGGAGAAACAGGAGCAGCAGAGGAGGCUGCAGCAGCAGAGGGAGUUGGAGAAACAGGAGCAGCAGAGAAAGCUGGAGCAGCAAAGGGAGGUGGAGAAACAGGAGCAGCAGAGGAGACUGGAGCAGCAGAGGAGACUGGAGCAACAGAAGGAGUUGGAGAAACAGCGGCAGUGGGAGUUGGAGAAACAAAGGGAGUUCGAGAAACAAGAGCAGCAGAGGAGGCUGGAGCAACUUAGGAAUCUGGAGAUGCAGCGGCAGAGGGAGCUUGAGAAACGAGAAGAGCAGAGGAGGCUGGAGCAAGAGAGGGAGUUGGAGAAACAGCGGCAGAGGGAGCUGGAGUUACAGGAGCAACAGCGGAAGGAAGAGCAGCAGAGGAAGCUGGAGCGACAGAGAGAGUUGGAGAAGCAGAGGGAGUUGGAGAAACAGAGGGAGUUGGAGAAGCAGAGGGAGUUUGAGAAACAGAGGGAGUUGGAGAAGCAGAGGGAGUUGGAGAAACAGAGGGAGUUGGAGAAGCAGCGGGAGUUGGAGAAACAGAGAGAGCUGGAGAAACAGAGAGAGUUGGAGAAACAGGAGCAGCAGAGGAAGCUGGAGCAAGAGAGGGAGUUGGAGAAACAGCGGCAGAGGGAGCUGGAAUUACAGGAGCAGCAGCGGAAGGAAGAGCAAAAGAGGGAGUUGGAGAAACAAGAGCAGCAGAGGAAGCUGGAGCGACAGAGGGAGUUGGAGAAACUGGAGCAGCAGCGGAAGGAAGCACACCAGCGGGAGUUGGAAAAACAAGAGCAACAGAGAAAGCUGGAGCAGCAGAGGGAGGAAGAGCAACAGAGAGAGUUGGAAAAUCAAGAGCAACAGAGGAAGCUGGAGCAGCAUCAACGAGAGGUGGAGAAACAGCAGCAGACGGAGCUGGAGUUACAAGAGCAGCAGAGGGAGCAGCAGAGGGAGCAGCAGCAGCAGGAGCAGCAUGGCAAAGGCCAGACUUCUUGGAAGGAGGGGGAGGAGAAAGUAGAGGAGGAGGUGGGGGAGAAGUCUAGCGAGGGAGAGGGACAUGUGGCAGGGGCAGGGGAGCAUCCAACAGGCUUAGGGGAGAAAAGGGAGGAAGAAGAAGUCGGAGUUAAUGUGGUGGGAAGGGAUACGGGAAGUGUUGAGGUGGAAAGGGAUGCGAGAGAUAGUGAGGUGGAGAAGGAAGAGGGGGCGGCUGAAGUGGAACGUGAAGAAGAAAGUGCUGAUGUGGAGAGGGAGAGGCAUGGAUUGGGAAAAGGAAACUGGUUUGAAGACGGCAGUGAAUACGGCAAAGGGAAGCAGAAGGUAAAGCUUCUGGCAGCCUUGGAUAAGGAAGAGAAAGUGGAGGAGGACGAGGAGGAGGUGGAGGAGGUAGAGGAGGAAGAGGAGGAAGAGGAGGAGGAUGAUAUAGAGGAGUGGGUGUGUGCCAAGGAGAAUCGAUAUCGGAGACUGAGUGCCGAAGAGAAGAGGUGGAAGCAGCAGGCAAAGGGUAUGAACGAGAGUGGGGAACGGAGGGGCAAGAGAGAUGUUGUGAAGAGUGAGGAGCCGGCAGGGAGGAGAAAGAAAGUCAAGAGACGGAAGCUCGCGGAUUGGCUGCCGACACAGAUAGUGAGAGGUGAGGAGGAGAAGGAGGGGGUAGAGGUAGAGGAGAAGGAGGAACGUAUAGAGGAGGCUUUUAUAGAGGCGCCUGAAAACCACAAGGAGGAAGAGGUUGGGGCGAAGGAGGAAGGAGACGAGUUUGCUUUUGGGGCGCCUGGAAAGCAGGAGGUGGAAGAGGUGGAGGUGAAGGUGGAAGGGGUAGGGGCGAAGGUGGAAGGGGCAGGGGCGAAGGUGGAAGGGGCAGGGGCGAAGGUGGAAGGGGCAGGGGCGAAGGUGGAAGGGGUAGGGGCGAAGGUGGAAGGGGCAGGGGCGAAGGUGGAAGGGGCAGGGGCGAAGGUGGAAGGGCAGCAACAGGAAGAGGAAGUGGAGGAGGUGGAUGAGAAGGGGGGAGAAAUGGAAGAGGUGGAGGAGAAGGGGCGAGACGAGGGAGGAGAGGAGGAAUUGAAGGUGGGAUUGGCUGUUGAAGAGAAGAAGGAAAUACUGCUGCAGGAGCAGCAGCAGCAGCAGGAGCAACAGGAGCAACAGGAGCAACAGGAGCAACAGGAGCAACAAGAGCAGCAGCAGCAGCAGGGGGAGGAGGAGCAGCAGGAGGAGAAGUUGGAAGUGUCUCUGGAAGAGAAGACGGCUAUACGGCAGAAACAUCAGCAAGAGGAGGAGCAGGAGCAGGAGCAGAAGGAGCAGCAGGAGCAGCAGCAGGAGGAAGAACAGCAUACGAAGGAAUUGGGGGAGGCAAAGGAGCUAAAAGAGCAGGAGAAAGGCAGGGAACAGGAGCAAAGGGGACAGCACGAUGUGGAGCAGGAGCAAAAGGGGAUUCAUGUCACACCUGCUGCUGUAGGGACAGAGGGCAGGGCGGCAACCCAUGUUGCGGCAUUGAACAAGAAGCGGAAGCAUGGAGAAGCGUUCGUGGAGGAUGCUGAAGAAGCUGCUGGCCCUGAGCCGUCUGCUGCUCCUGUGUCAUCUGGAGCUGCUGAGCCCUCUGGAGGUGCUGCUUUUGAAUUGCUUGCUGCUGCUGCUUUUGAAUCGCCUCCUGCUGCUGCUUCUGAACCGCCCGCAGCUGCUGCUCCUGAUUUGCCUGCUGCUGCUGCUGCUGCUGCUGCAGGAACAUCUGAUACGGAAAUGGAGGGAGCUGCUGGUAGGGCGAAGGAUGAGAGCUGGGAGCCUGAUGCAGGAGAUAAAAGGGGGGAGAGUGAAGAGAAGAAGGCUGGAGAGGAAGAGGUAAGAGGAGAGAAGGUUGGGGAAAGGAAGAAUGGCGGAAACGAGGGAAGGGAAGAGGAGAGUGAAAUGGAGGUUGGAGGAAUGUUGGGCAGCGAAAUGGGCGGGAUAAAAGCGGAAGGCAGGAAUGUGGGACGUGGCAAGGGCAGUAGAGAGGAAGGGAGGGCGAUGGAGAGUAUGAGAAAGAGGGACCGUGGGGCAAAGGAGAGUGGGAAAAGGGCGAAGGGCACCCAGAUUAUACAACGUGACGUACAACCUACGCCAGCACAGCCCUCCCCAGCUCUACCUCCCCCAAUAGAGGGCCCUCUUGGUCUGAAGUGGGAAGAGGAGGAGGAAGAGGAGGAGGAGGAGGAGGAGGCAGAGGAAGAAAAGCAAGGGGGUGAAGAAGAGGGGGAGAGAGCAGGCAGUAGCACGGAAGGGGGUCGGAAGGAGAAUGGAGAGAGUGAGAAGGAUGAGAUGGCAGCUGAUGCUGGGGGAGAGAGUGCAUGGGACCAAGGGGGGGCAGGCGAGGGGGAAGUGGAGGCAGAGAAGGAGGAGGAGAGAAUGAUUGGGUCUGGGGAAGAGGAGUGUACUCCAGAGAAUGGGAAUGGCGCUGCUGAGCCGCCUGAAGCAGACAGUGGGAUGGGUGAUGCGGUCGAAGUGGAUACCGGGGUUGACGAAGUGGCAGAUGGAAAAGAGUUGAAGGCAGAAGGGAAGGGGAGAGGUGUUGAGUUGGUGCAGAAGGAUGUCGAGGCUGUGGUGGUGAGGGACGGGAGUGAGGGGUGGGUCGAGUCGGGUAGUCAGGAGGAAGAGGGGGCGAGGGAGAAGGCGAUAGGUGCUGAGCAUGGCAUGGAGGAGGGAGUGGGCUUGAGAGAAAUAUCGCCAGCAGCAGUAGCCGCAGGAGCUGCAACAGCUUCAGCAACAGAACUAACAAGAGAGGGUACGGAGGCAGAUGUGCAGGUUGAGGAGGAACCUGGGAGAAGUGCAGAUGAGGAGGAGGUAGGGGUUCGUGAUGGGGAGAAUCUGGAUGGAUCAGCGGUGGAAGAGGCGCCAGAGUGCGGCUGUAGGGAACAGGGGGAGAAAGGGGAGGAGAGAGAGGAGGAGAAAGUGGAGGAAAAAGAGGAGGAGAAAGAGGAGGAGAAAUUGCAGGAAAGAGAAGAGGAGAGAGAGGAGGAGAAAGAGGAGAGAGAAGAGGAGAGAGAAGAGGAGAGAGAGGAGGAGAAAGAGGAGGAGAAAGAGGAGGAGAGAGGAGAGGAGAAAGAGGAGGGGGAAAAAAAGGGAGCUGACGUUGAAGAAACGGGAAUGGAUGAGAGCGAUAAGGCAGCAGUGGGGGAGGGGAGAGAUGGCAGCGAGGAUGUGGUUGAGCACGGUUCCCUGCGGUCAUAUUCACCUGUUGAAGUGGUGCCAGGAGAGGUAGAGGUGGACACGGACGGAGAGGUCAACGCACAGGCAGGGGAGAGGGUGGAUGGAGGAGCACCAGCGGAAGAGGGGGGUUCAGAAGAGGGGGGUUCAGAAGAGUUAGGGCCAGGUGACGAGGCAGGUGUGGUGGAAGUGGACACAGAGGCAGCUAGUACUGGGGUGAAGGAGAGACUUAGGUUGCGAGAAGCGAGACCAGAGGCAGCAGUAUCAGGUGAAGCAGCCGCAGAAGAAGGAGCAGAAGCGGCAGAAGGGGCAGGUAGAGAGGCAGAUGUGGUGGAGGUAGAAACAGAGCCACCUAGUACUCGGGUCCAGGAACUUGGAUUGCGAGGAGUCACAGAGGCAGCGGAAGCAUCAGCAUCAGAAGCAGCAGAAGCAGCAGAAGCAGAAGCAGCAGAAGCAGAAGCAGCAGAAGCAGAAGCAGAAGCAGCAGACCCAGAAGCAGCAGAAGCAGAAGCAGAAGCAGCAGACUCAGAAGCAGCAGAAGCAGAAGCAGAAGCAGCAGAAGCAGCAGAAGGGGCUGGUGGGGAAGCAGACGUGGUGGAAGUAGGCUCGGCAACAGAGGAAACUGGGUUGAAGGAAGUUGGGGGGAUGGCAGCAACAGAGGAAGAGGUGCAGGAAGUGGAAAUGGAACCACACAGACCAAAACCAGCAGGAACUCGGACGGGGGAACUUGCGUUUGAAGCACUAGGAACAGAGGCAGCAGAAGCAGAAUCAGAAGCAGAAGCAGAAGCAGCAGCAGCAGCAGCAGAAGCAGAAGCAGAAGCAGAAACAGCAGCAGCAGCAGAAGCAGCAGCAGAAGCAGCAGAAGCAGCAGGUGGGGACGAUGCCGGUGGCGUGGUAGUAGAGAGAGCGAGGAAGAGGAGGAGAGUGCGGCCCAUGAUGAGACGAGUGCAGUCAGUCACAGAUGCUGCUGCUAAGGCUAUGGAAGCAGCUGGCCACGCUCUUAGCCCCGCCAAAGCGGUUAAGCCUAUGGAAGCAGCUGACCAGGCGCGAAACGCGGGUGAGACACAGCCUGGUGGUGCGGAUGAUUCUACUGAUCGUGCUGCUGCUGCUGGUGAUGCUGGUGAUGCUGGUGAUGCUGGUGGUGCUGGUGGUGGUGGUGGUGUAGUGGCGGCUGCUGCCGCCCUUCAUGCAGCGGCUGAUUCCGAUUCCAUACACACGCAUAUACACUCACAUGGUGACGUUGGCAGCGGUAGUGAUGCGGCUACUCAUUCAGAGUCGCCGGUGUCCGUGUCUCCAUCUCCCUCCCUCUCCCCUCUUCCGUCCCCAACUCCAUCAACAACUCCGUUAGCAUCACUGUCUGCAACACCAUCAGCAUCGAAAUCAGCAUCACCAUCACGAUCACCAUCACGUUCCCCGUCAGUGUCUGCCUCUAGGUCCCCCUCACCACCUCGCAUUCCCCCCAAAACAAAGGUGAAAAGAGCGACGAGUAAAGACGCAGCAGCAAAAGCAGCAGCUGCGAGAGGAGAGGAAGGAGAAGUAGGAGCCGCGGCAGCAGCAGGAGUAAAAACAGCAGAAGCGGGGGAGGCAGCAGAGCAAACAGCAGAGCCCGAGCCCACAGAAGCACCAGCACCAGCACGAGCACGAGCACCAGCACGAGGCACAGGGUCAUCCAUCCUCUCGCCCAAGCCCAGGGCCCCACUGUUCUGCUUGGAUGGGUUCGAAGCAGGAGACGUGGUGUGGGCAAAAUCCGGGCGGAAAAAAGACCCCUGGUGGCCUGCCCGUGUGGUGGAUCCCAUUUACGAAGCCCCUGCUGCUGUUAGGAGCGCAGCAGAAGCGGACCGCCUCUGCGUCAUGUUCUUCGGCCCGUCGCUUAGCAAAAAGCGGGAUCGGGAUUACUCGUGGGUGCCUGAGGGCAGCAUUCUGCCGUUUCUGGACUUCUUGGUUAAGUAUGAGAGCCAGCCGCUGACUACUCGGAACCGGCCCAAGGAUUUCAGGAAGGCGGUGGAAGAGGCAGUGCUAGAGAGUGAAGGGAUGGUGGGGCAUGAGGAGAUGGCGGAGGGGGGAGGGGGAGGAGCGGGAGGAGGGGAGGGAGGAGUGGUGGGGGAUGGUGAGGAUGGGGAGCAGGGGCGGGAGGGGAAUGAGGCUGGCACGAAUGCUUCUAGCGGUGGUGGUAGUAGUGGUGGUGCUGCUGGUUAUGGAGUUGCUGCUGUUGGAACCACGGCUGCUGCUGCUGCUGCUGCCGCUGCUCUUACCAAAUCUGCUGCUGCUGCUGCUGCCGGUGGGAGGGGAGGCGGGAGGUCAGGCGGGUUGGUGGGUGCAGCGAAGGGGGGAUCAGCAGCAGCAGCUGGGUUGGCAGGGGCUGGAGAUGAGGCGGACGGCAUGAUGUGUGUGGGGUGCCGGAUCAUGCCUGGCGUUAUAGGCAGGCCCACUCGUACCCUCGACGACCUGAGCAAGGGCACCAGCCGGUCGGGGAAAGCGGGUCAGAGCAGGCACAGCGGCGGUAGGGCUGUUGUUGCGAGCCGUGAUGAUGGUGCUGCGGAGAGUGCCGGAGACAGUGCCGGUGCCUGUGCUGCUGUUGCUGCUGGUGUUGGGGCUGGUCGGGCUGGGGCUGGUCGUGCUGGGGCUGGUCGUGCUGGUGCUGCCACAGAAAGCACAGCAGGCAGCAGCUACACCCAACGUCUAGUGGACGAGCUGCUAGACUCCGUGCCCCUCUGCAUUCAGUGCCGGAAGCUCUUCCAAUCGACGCAGUUCUGCCCGCUGUGUCUGCUCGUGUGGCUGCCGAACGAGAAGGGUGAUUUCGCCCACUGCGACCGGUGCGAGCUGUGGGUGCAUGCUGAGUGUGACGGGAUCUCGAGGCAGCGGUUGGAUGCGAUUAACAGGGGUGCGGCGUAUUUGUGCCCCAACUGCCGGCAGACGAAGGAGGUGGAGGAGAGGGAGAAGAGGGAGAGGAAGGAGAGGAGGGAGAAGAAGAAGGAGGAGAAGGAGGAGAGGGAGGAGAAGGACAGGGAAGAGAGGGAGGAGAGGGCUAGGAAGGCAGCACAGGCUGCUGCUGCCGCUGCUGCUGCUACUGCUGCUCGGAUGAAGGAGGAGGGGAGGAAUGUAGAGAGAGUUUCAGAGGGGUGGUCUGGUAUGGAGGUGAUAACAGGCAAGGGGUUUGGUUUGGCUGGUGCUCUCCUGGGGAUAGGUGAGGCGAAGCUGGAGUGCCUGCAUGGGGAUCGCCUGAUCAGCCAUGGGAAUGGGCAUGGGCAUGGGCAUGGGCAUGGGCAUGGGCAUGGGCAUGGGCAUGGGGAUGGGGAUGGGCAUGGGGAUGGGGAUGGGAAUGAGAAUAGAGUGAAGGAAGAAUGGGUUGAAAAAACAGCGGUGAGAGAAGUAGGUGUGGGUGGGAAUGGAUACAUGAGCAAUGGUGAUGGCGAUGGCGAUGAUGGUGAUGGUGAUGGUGAUGGUGAUGGCGAUUUCAAGGCACGCCAGGAGAGGAGGCAUGUGGUAGCAACAGAAAAAACACCUGACACAGCUGACUCACUGCCAGACUUCUCACCUGAGAAUUCACCUGACACUCCAUCCUCCUCACCUGAGGCAGAGGCAGAAGGCGACAACAAGAUAGCAGCAGCGCCACCCAUCCCUGCAGCCCACCCGCCAAUGCCCGUCACCUGCGCCUCUUACAAAGGCCUCUACCUCCCCUCCCUGCACCUCGUGCAGUGCUGCUGCCGCUCCUGCCGGCCCAAAACCAAGGACAGUAGCAGCAAGGGCGGCAGCAGCAAGGACGGAAGCAGCAAGGGCGGCGGCAGCAAGAGUAGCAGCGCUAGCAGUGGUGGUGCUGGUGGGGUGGCGGCAGCAGCGGCAGAGGCGUCACUGAUGGCUCUGAGCGAGUUUGAGAAGCACUCUCAGUGCCGCUCCAAGAAGUGGAAGGCGUCGGUGCUGCUGCAGGGCACGGAGAAGAAAACCACCCUCUUCGCCUGGCUCCAGGCGUCCCAAGAGGCGGGCGUGAGGGGCCUUGCAUUCUACGAGGAGCCUCCCCCUCGCAGCCGCCCAGGGAAUCGCCAGCAGGGAAUCAUAUCCACACUGCGCGGAGCGGGCGGCAUGGCAGCCGCAGCAGCAGGAGGGGCGGGCGGCAGUGGGAUGAGGGGCAGGGCGGGUGCGAGGUCCUCAGUCGCGCCGUCAGGCGUGGCCUGGUUGGAAAAGGCUCUAAGUGAACCGUAUGAGGGGGUGGAGUACCGGUGGACGUCGGAGCGGUGUGCGGUGUGCAAUAGCGACGAGGACUCGGAUGCGAGUAGAAUGCUGAUCUGCAUGCGGUGUGAGCUGGGUGUGCAUGAGGAGUGCUAUGGGAUAGUGAGGCAGCCGGGAUCGCCAGGCAGAGGGGGUGGAGGGGGUGGUGGGGGUGGUGGUGGUGGUGGUGGUGGUGGUGGUGGGGUUGGUGGUGGUAGUGGCGGGCGGUCAGUGCCGACUGAUGCUGCUGCCUUUGGCAUGUCGUGGCUGUGCCAACGCUGCGACCGCAGCAGCACUGCCGUUGGUACAGCCACAGACACGGACACUCAUACAGGCGCAGGCACAGGCAAAGGUACAGGGAAAGACAAAGGCAAGGGCAAGCGCAUGGGUAAAGCCUCGGACCCCAUGGCACAACCCUGCCUGGAAGCAGCAAGACAAAGGGCGAGGCACCGGGGAGAAGAGGCCCAGGAGCAGGUGCAACUGCAGCUGCUGCUGCCGCUGCAGCCGCUGCUGCUGCUGCAGCUGCAGCCGCUGUGGCAGGCGUGCUGCAUCUGCCGGCAGCCCUAUGGGGCGUGCAUUCAGUGCGACGGGCCGCGCUGCCUCGUCGCGUAUCACGUGGUGUGCGCCAUGAAGGCGGGUUGGAUCAUGGACGUCCUGCCCAACGAUGAAGGGGAGCUGCUGCGAUGCACCUUCUGCCCCAAGCACAGCAGGGAUCCGAAUCCUGAGCUCGAAGUGAUUGGUCCAGCUGCCCUGGCAGCUGGCAAGCGGCUUGUUGAGCGCGGGGGGCGUCUGAGGAAACGGACUGGAAUCACGGGAUUCGCUGCCAUAGGAGCUGGCACGAUUAAGAGUGAUGUGGGUGAGGGUGAUGGGGAGGUGAGAGGGGAGGUGAGAGGGGAGGUGAGAGGGGAGGAGGAGGAUGAAGAGACGAGAAGGGACGAGCUUGGGGGAACCACCGAGGCGACGCAGGGAGGGAGGAAGAGAGGCCAACGGGAGAGUAGAAAGGGGGCUGAUGGUGCUGAUGGUGCUGAUGGUGCUGAUGGUGCUGAUGGUGAUGAUGUUGCUGGUAAAGAUGGCAAGGGUGAUGCUCAUGAUGCUCAUGAUUUGUGUGGUGCUGAUGCUGAUGGUGGGGAUGGUGAUGGUCAGGGGCGCAAGGAGAUAGUGCCGUACCUGAUUGGGGGCGUGUGCUGGCACGACAGGGAGUCGAUCAUGGAGUUAAGGCACCCAGAGGAGCCGCCCCCAGCCACAUCCCGUGCAGAGCGAAUGAAAGUUGUGCGGGACACGGCGUGGCAGAGAGUCACCUUUGGGCGGUCGGCCAUUCACGACUGGGGGCUGGUGGCGCGGCGAGACAUUGAGGAGGGCGACAUGGUGGUGGACUAUCGAGGGGAGGCGUUGAGGAGGAGUGUGGCGGAGCUGAGGGAGAAGAGAUACCUCGACAGAGGGGAGCUGUGCUAUCUGUUCAAGGUGGACGAGGAGAGGGUGGUGGAUGCCACGAUGGCCAGCAACUACGCGAGAAUGAUGAACCACUCUUGCAACCCCAACUGCUUUGCCAAAAUCUUCGACAUAGAGGACAAGAAUGGUAACCCGAGUCCGAUCAUCGUCAUCAUUGCUCGCCGCCCCAUUCGCAUGGGAGAGGAGCUAACGUACGACUACCGGUUUGACCGCGAGGAAAAGGACCGAGUUCCGUGCCGCUGCGGUGCCGCCACGUGCCGGUCCUUCAUGAACUGAUGCUUGCCGCGUGCCACGUGCUCUGAAGCUGCGAGAUGCUUCUUUUCGGGCCGCCUCAACCGAGUGCGGUGCUCCUGCGGUGCUGCCACGUGCCGGUCCUUCAUGAACUGAUCUUUGCCACGUGAACCGAAGCUGCGAGAUGCUUCUUUUCGGGUCGCCUCAAACGGGGUGCGGUGCUGCUGUGGUGCUGCUGCGGUGCUGCUGCGGUGCUGCCAUGUGCCGAUCCUUCAUGAAUUGAUGCAUGCUCUGCUAACUGAUGCUGCUUUGAGGCACCCUCACUCACAAAAAGUGCUGUGCUGGCUGCUGACAGAUGGUUGCUGCUGCUGGAUGCCUGAUGCCAGAUGGCUGACACUAACAGGUGGAUGCUCAACGCACACUGACUGAAACACAGACUCAUUCUGAGACUGACGCAGCAGCUGACACACACGCUGACACACAGACUGAUCCUUAACACUGACAAGACUCGUGUGCUAAUACAUAGACUGACACAAACAUUGACUCAUGCGAGACAAUCCUGACUACACGCAUAUACUGUAGGUGCCUAAUACGGGCUUUUACGCCGACGGGUUUGAUAUGCAAGCUAUGGGUGAUUGUAAUGCUGAUUUGAUAGUUUCCACACUUGUAGGUGCUUUGAUGGAUGAAUGGAUGC
Molecule: messenger RNA, 12258 nt
Organism: Closterium sp. NIES-67
Lineage: Eukaryota; Viridiplantae; Streptophyta; Zygnematophyceae; Desmidiales; Closteriaceae
Source: the annotation of a GenBank genome assembly